This is a messenger RNA of Fragaria vesca subsp. vesca, 1858 nucleotides long. RefSeq lists its product as uncharacterized. Bases 197 to 1786 code for a protein of 529 amino acids. Lineage: Eukaryota; Viridiplantae; Streptophyta; Magnoliopsida; Rosales; Rosaceae. The transcript is spliced from 6 exons. The record is from RefSeq and is a predicted model, not a curated record. Gene Ontology annotation, biological process: protein transport.
AGUACAUGAAGAGAGAGGUCUCCUUCUCUGUUAAGCAAACGAUUUAACGACGCGUCGGCAGACAAAAUCUUAAUUACUUAUACGUAGCAGGUAGUCACAUAAUUCAAUCUCAUCAUUCCACAUCACAAUCUUCAACCAACCCAUUCAAUCUCACUCUUUCUUUUCUCCCCUAAUCUUUCAUCUUAGCGAUUCCAAAAUGUCGAUGCUCGAUUCCUUCUUCAACAAGGGCUUCAAAGCCGCCAAAUGCAAAACUCUGCUGAAACUGACUAUUCCGCGGAUAAAGCUGCUGAGGAACAGGAGAGAAAUUCAGAUCAAACAGAUGCGCCGUGACAUUGCCAAGCUUCUUGAGACUGGCCAAGAAGCUACUGCUCGGAUUCGGGUAGAGCAUAUUAUUAGAGAAGAGAACAUGAUGGCAGCUCAGGAGUUAAUUGAGCUAUAUUGUGAGCUGAUUUCUGUCCGCCUUCCAAUAGUUGAAUCACAAAGGGAGUGUCCUCUUGACUUGAAAGAAGCAAUAUCCAGUUUGUGUUUUGCUGCACCAAGAUGUGCUGAUCUGCCAGAGUUGCUUCAAGUUCAAAUGCUAUUUGUAUCUAAAUACGGGAAAGAAUUUGUAUCAGCAGCUACAGAGCUAAUGCCAGAUUGUGGUGUCAGUCGUCAGUUGAUAGAGUUGCUAUCUGUUCGGGCUCCUUCCGCUGAGAAAAAGUUGAAGCUUUUGAAAGAAAUUGCCGAAGAGCAUGAACUGGAUUGGGAUCCUGCUGCAUCUGAAGCUGAAAUCUUCAAACCGCAUGAGGAUUUGCUGAAUGGUCCGACACUGUUUGUCAGUGGGUCUAAGUUGCCGCUUCCCAAAGAAAAACAUGAUGAGACAUUGUACUGUGCUCCUGAUCAAGUUCAGAAAGAACAGUCUGAUUCUGAUGAUGGUUUGGACGGAUUAGACUUUCCGGAAGUUCCUAAAGUAUCAAUAAGACCCAAUGAGAGUACAGCCUCAGCACCUGUAAUGGCUCCACUUUUUCCAACCCCACCACACCCUGAAAUUGAUGACAAGUUAUCAAAAGAUUCUGAGGUGAUUGGACAUCCAUACAAAGAACCGUCCUUUAAGUCUGAAGAAGAAAGAGCAAUAGAAAACAAGCAUGAAUCUCAUGCUUCAGUUGGUCAUGGAAAUGAUGUACAGUUUUUGCCAUUUAUCUCUCCCCCAUCUCUUUCUUCUGCAUCGUUUCCUGUGAGACAUACGAAUCCACCACCACCCUCUCUUUCAAGAAGAAAAAGUGAGGUCAAUGUAGAUAUGCAAGAUGUAUUAGCUGCUGCUCAGGCCGCUGCAGAUUCGGCAGAACGUGCGGCAGCAGCAGCUCGCUCGGCAGCUAGUCUUGCACAGGUAAGAAUCAAUGAGCUGACCAAGAAAAACAAUGAAGAAGUAUCUGAAAGUAGCAGUGAAAACCCAUUUCAUGAAGAGAUUCCUAGUCAGUCAGCUAAAGAAAAGCCAGAUUUUGAUCAUCUUAUCCCUGAUGGUAAUUCUAGUGGUGUUAUAAAUUCUCCGGAACCCCAUCAAGUCCAUGAAUAUGGCCGGGGAUCAGAGACAUCAAAUCUUUCAUUUAUGGACUCGGCUAAAGUGGAUUUUGAUUCCGCACCUCCUCCCAGUGAUCAUGUUUUUGAACACGAGCCUGCUCAUCACCAGCCUCAGAGAUUGACUUCAAUGGAUGAUGACCCAUACUUCUCGUACCCAAACUUAUUCACAUCGGGAAACAAUGUUGGAUCUGGUACUCACUCUUCCACAGAUAAUUCACAUGAACAGUGAGUUCAUUAAUUUCUGUGUCUUGCUGGUCACAGUAUAUGUUUAUACUACUAUCAAAAUACAUUUGUUAGAUAU